Leptinotarsa decemlineata (Colorado potato beetle) is the source of this 1167-nucleotide messenger RNA. RefSeq names its product mitoshell (gene mtsh). The record is from RefSeq and is a predicted model, not a curated record. NCBI's taxonomy places the organism in Eukaryota, Metazoa, Arthropoda, Insecta, Coleoptera, Chrysomelidae.
CUUUCUGCGCAGCAUCAGCUGGAUCCCAAUAUCUACCAAGUGAAACCACAGAAACAGCAUAUGGAUCAAAACCGAUCUGAAAAUAAUACUAACCAACAACAAAACGUCCAUCUUCAUAUGCACCACGUCUGCAAUUGCCAAGGCAACGUCUAUCCAACUUAUUACCCUGCAGUGGGAUAUCGGACUCCUGUUCCAUCUUUGGUAACAUAUCCGCCGCCACCAGUACCCAGACCAUAUUUUCAGCAUUAUCAGUACACGCAGUUCAAUAUGGGAAACCAAUAUUCAGUACCAAUGACCCAUGUUGCCGCUUCAUCCCCAGUUUAUGGUUCCGGCUCAACUGCCCCUCCUGAUAUGGGUUUUGGAGGGGUUUCAAGAGAACGAAGAGAAAAAGGAGACUCGCAAGAAGAAAAUAGCGACAUAGAACGAAUCGUUGAGACAACAAACUAUGAUUAUUGUCAAAUUACUCCACCUGCUAGUGAGUUAUUGUUGACGGACAAUGCUGACAAUGCAUCCCCGGAGAAUUUUGUUAAAUUUCUUGAACGUAGCUGUUUGACGGCUGAACAAAUAGCAUACAGAAACAGAAAUAGACCGUGCUUUCGAAACAUUCAGAAUUUGUGCAUCCGAACAAGAUCCGAAAUUCUCAAGCCUUGCACAACUAUUUCAAAUAUUCAUUCCCAAGGUAUACCAUGGGCAACCAAAGAUUUCAUAUAUGCAUUCGUCAGGCUGACUAACUGCUGGCAUAUUUUAAAAGGAUAUUGGGAGAAUAGAGAUGGUUCUAGUUUAGGAAAAAUUGAGAAAGAGUUGACCCCAGAAUUUCGAGCUUGUUACGUAAGAUGGGAGAAGGAGACCAUGGAACUAGCUUCCCAGCUUACAAGAGUAUUCUAUAACCUCGAUACCAACCUUGUUACACCACAAGUCAACAUUCUGAAGACUCCUUCAGGUGACAGUGUUGUGAAAAAAAAUCUGACUACUGAUACUGUAACCACCUCCACUUUACCAACUAUACAAAUGAACAAUUCUGUAAAAAAUGUGAGAGGAAUAAUUCAUUUGCCGAGUGCCCCCGUUACCGAAACUGUAGAUCAGGCCAAUCAGACAUAUUCUGGUGAUUUCUGUAAGAGCAAAGAGGAGGGGUUUGAUUCAGAAGAAGAAAGAAGAGUAAGCAGAUAA